AUGGAUCUUCUCGCCGCUCUUCAAAGCUGCUUUUUCCAGAUUCUGAUCUGUCUUGGCCUGAGCCUUGCCCUCAUCACUGUUUACCGCCAACAUAGAGGCAUAUUUCCGACGAUCAAUGAUAGGAAAGCAUUUGAGUUCUCCGAUGAGCGGGCGAAGCGAAACUUUGUGAUUAACGGGCGUCGAUUGCUUCGAGAGGGUCUAGCGAAAUAUGGUGGCAAACCUUUCAGGAUUUUGACUGAUUCCGGGUACACAGUCAUCCUCUCGCCUGCUUUUGCGCAGGAAACUCGUAACUUGAGCGAUGUAAGCCAUGUCAAGGCUAUUGCGAAGAUGGUGAAUGCUCAGUACCCUGGCAUGGAAGCGUUCCGAGAAUUCGCUUUCAGAGACGAUCUAAUACAAGACGUCGUCAGACUGAAAUUGACACAAAUGCUUGGUAUGCUACCAAUUUCAAAAGACGUGCGAUUUUUAGCCAUUAAUCUUGAAUUAGGUAGCGUUACGCUGCCGCUUUCAGAGGAGACUUCUUUCACGCUCCGCGAGACGUUUACAGACAAUCUAGAAUGGCACGCUAUUGUGCCCCAUAAAACGCUCCUUGGUGCUGUGGCUCGUGUCUCCUCUCGUCUUUUUCUUGGCGAUAGGCUCUGCAGGGACGCUGAGUGGCUUGAAAUCAUUACUACGUAUACCACUUACGUUACCACCGCAGUCAAGCAAUACAAUCAAUACCCGGCGCUAAUACGCCCUUUCAUCGGCAGGUUUCUGCCUAGCGUCCGCGAAUUACUUCGUCAAGUACAAAAAGCCGAUAAACUGAUGGGUGUAGUUCUGCGAGAACGUGAGGCCUUGGAGGCUGCAGGAAAGAAGCCAGAUUACAUGGAUGCAAUCGAAUGGUUUAAGCAGACUGCUAAAGGUCGCAAAUACAACCCAGUCUACGUGCAGCUGACCUUAUCCUUUGUGGCUAUACAUACAACUGCCGACCUGAUCACCCAGGUGAUGUUUGACCUUGCUCUAAAUCCGGAAUAUAUCGAGCCCCUUCGUGAAGAAGUGCUUCAGGUGCUGAAAACUCAGGGAUGGAAAAAGACGUCUCUCUAUAAUAUGAAAUUUCUCGACAGUGUACUCAAGGAGACACAGAGGUUGAGACCCAUCAACGAUACGUCCAUGCAACGAAUUGCGUUGAAGGACGUUACGCUCUCUGACGGAACCGUACUUAAAAAGAACACAAUAUUCGCUGUCGCUUCAACGUGCCAUUGGGAUUCUAAAUACUACCCGGACCCCCAGAAGUACGACGGCUAUCGCUUUUUAAAGAUGCGGGAAGACCCUGUUAAGGGGAAUCUCGCCCAAUUUGUCUCCACUAGCCCCACUCACCUUGGUUUUGGUCACGGGCAACACGCUUGUCCUGGGCGAUUCUUCGCAUCCAAUGAAGUCAAGAUCAUUAUGUGUCAUAUUCUGCUGAAAUACGAUUGGAGGUUGGUGGGCGACCAGGAGCCAAGGACCUUAAUUCACGGAUUCAUCUUGGCUGCCGAUCACAGCACGAAGCUUGAAAUCCGCAGACGGAUAGAGGAAAUCGACCUCGACAAAAUAGAAUGCUGA
Molecule: messenger RNA, 1578 nt
Organism: Penicillium lagena
Lineage: Eukaryota; Fungi; Ascomycota; Eurotiomycetes; Eurotiales; Aspergillaceae
Product: cytochrome P450
Exons: 4
Coding region: 1-1578 (525 amino acids)
Molecular function (GO): iron ion binding; monooxygenase activity; heme binding
Source: RefSeq, a predicted model, not a curated record